Messenger RNA from Daphnia magna, 3297 nucleotides. RefSeq names its product adenosine receptor A2a. Gene Ontology annotation, molecular function: alpha1-adrenergic receptor activity. Gene Ontology annotation, cellular component: membrane. Gene Ontology annotation, biological process: phospholipase C-activating G protein-coupled receptor signaling pathway; adenylate cyclase-activating adrenergic receptor signaling pathway; positive regulation of cytosolic calcium ion concentration. The record is from RefSeq and is a predicted model, not a curated record. The coding region runs from base 682 to 2412 and encodes 576 amino acids. Lineage: Eukaryota; Metazoa; Arthropoda; Branchiopoda; Diplostraca; Daphniidae. The transcript has 3 exons.
GUCUCCCCUCGGCUGUCGACGCUGUUCCUAACUGUUCGCCCUCCCCUCCAGUUGGAAUCCCCAAUUCGAUUUCCGUCAGUGUUUCUUCCUAAUAGGAAAAAGAACAAACAAAACGACACAACGAGAGAAAGACAGCAUUACAACAACAACAAAAACAAAUCGAUUGUUCCAGUUCUCUUCGAUUGAGUUUGAGUUUGAUUGGUUCUUUCCCCCGCUCCGCUUUGUACUGGAACGUUUGUUUUGGCUAGCAGGACGCACUAGCCGAGAGAGAAUCCAACGAAGACAAUAGAAGUGUGUCGUUUGCGCUAAUGGUGAAACAGAAAAUCAUGGACCGACUAGAUUGUGAAAACGGGAAUAGAGCUCGUGUUUGCUAUCCGUUCCGGUCGAAAAAUACUAGCAGCUGAUCGAUUUGUUUGUUUUUUUCGUUUUGUUUUUUUCGGGGGAGGGAGGGUGACAGUCUGCAACACAAAGGAAAAUUUCAGACAAUAUCCUGAUCUGUGUGUCUUUCAAUUUUCCGAACGGUUUGUGUCGCAAAAAAAACGGAACGCCCUGAACGCAUCGAAGCCUCUUCGCUCUUCCUCACCGCAUCUUGCCACUCAAACUGGACAUUCGGGAAUUAAACGGUGCUGACCUGAUCGUACUCGAAGCACGGCCAACAGCACCGUCGAGGACGCCUUCAAUAUGGACGUGGAAGGAUCGGUGAUAUCGGCCGCGGCGGGCAUCGUCAUCCAUGUUCUGCUCGCCUUGCUCUUCCUCUUCUCCACCGUGGCCAAUGUCUUGGUCAUCGUCAUUUUCUACCGUCGUCCCGCCCUGCGCACCUUAUCCAACAGGUUCGUGAUGUCGUUGCUGUCGUUCAACCUGGUAGCCACGACCAUUUUAUUGCCGCUCAUCCUUAUGGACAGCUUGAUCGACGUCCAUUUAUCUUACACGCAUUCGACUGUCGACUACGCCGUCUGUGUGGCUGGACAAGCCGUUACGACCUUGGUUACGACCGGCUCUAUUAGCGCCGCUUUGGUCAUCGCUGUCGACCAGUAUUGCGCCGUCAUGGCGCCACUCCAUUACCACCGCCGAGUGACCAAGACCAAAGCGUGUCUGCUGCUCGCCGGACAGUGGAUCUUGGCCGUGGCCAUGUCCGCCUUCAGCCUGCCAGAUUCUGCUGGCAAACAUUUCUGGAAAGGCUGUUCGAACAGAGGCGAUCAGCUGUUCGCCUUGGCCGGGUCGUCGGCCACCAGUGACGACGACCAGCUCAACAUGACGACGACGCCCUCGUCGGUCACACCAUCGCCGGCUAAUCAAACGUCCGUCCAGCCUUGGUUGCAAAGCUACUCGGAGGAAGUGUGGACGAUGCUGUUCGUGUCCAGCUCGGUCUUGUGCUACGUCGUGCCGCUGGCGCUGCUCAGCUGGAUGUACCUGCGCAUCUACAGCGCAGCCCACCGCAACAGCCAGCGGACGAGGCGCACCAGUUUGACGCACAGCGCCAGCGAGUUGGUCGUCCAUUGUCUCGGCCACGGAUCGUCCAACUCGUUGGCCCAAGUCUCGCAGAUGAUGCCGUCGGCUUCGUGUCAAUUGAGCGGCUGCGCCGAUUCGGCAGCGUUGCCAUCGCGCACCCCGUCGCUGCGCUCCACUUCCAGUCAGAUCGUCCACAAUUUGCGCUACCGCAUUUCCAACGCGUCGCUCUUCCUCUACAGAGAGGAGUCUCGGGCCGCCCGAGUGUCCGUCUUUGUUCUCGUUCUCGUCGUCUGCUGCUGGAUGCCGUACCACGUUCUGCUGGCCCUGCACGGCUGGGCCGGUUGGAGCCAUCGCUUACCUUCGUACGCCUACCACUUGACGUUGGUGACGGUCUUGAUCAAUUCGCUGGCGUCGCCUUUCCUCUACGCCUAUCGGUCCAGGCGGAUCCAGCGCGAGGUGCGGCGGCUGUUCGGACUGCCGCCCAAGUCGCGCAAAGGAUCGCACCGCCAUCGCGAAUUGUCGGCCAGUCACAAGCGGCGGGUCAAGACGCUUCGCUCUCUCAGUCCGCGUCGUCAACUGCUGCGCAAACAAGUGCGCGGCGCUGACGCUCUGUCUCCGGAAGAAGUGCAGGCCGCCUUGUCGUGCAAUUCGCGUUUCUCGUCCACCGUGGAGGAGCCGGUGGCUUCGCUUCCGUCUUCGUCGGCGGCCGUUGACCAGCUUCCGGGCCGGCCUCAGUUGGUGCGCCACCUGCUCGUCAAAAUGAGCCGAUUGUGGCAGAAACCGUCGGCCACCAGUCAGCUCAGUGUCCACGCAGCCACAUUGGGUGGCGCCGGAUGCGCGGGACCGACAGCCGGCAUGACGUCCGAGUUGAUGGCCGUAACGGUGGACAUUUCACGCUCUUCUUUCUCCAGCGCCACGAGCUCGAACAGCACAAGCAGCGCCGAAAGCGACGUCAGUUUGUGAGAUGUGACGAUGAUGGCAGUAUUAACACGAGAGGUACAUACCAUCAGCUCGCCUGAUGAUGGCCCUCUGCAUUUCAAUAUUCAAAUCAAACUGGUUUUAUUCAUCUGUCUGCGACUGUUUCAUCAAAUAAACAUUUGAUUAAAUAAAAUAAAAUAAAGUAAAAAAAAACAAAAAACAAAUGAGAGAUAAACAGGGCGCUUGAUAGACGUGCCAAGGUUGCUCUCUCACCAGUCCGAUGAUGUCUUUCAAUUUGCAUGAAAAGUAAUCUCUUUUUUUUUUCUUUCGUUCGUUUUUUUCUUUUACUCAUUUCUACAACCAUCGAUAUGAAUGUCAGUUUGUUAUUAAUUGGUCCCACCCGCCAUCUUGCGAGACAACGUCCUUUAUCGCUUUGUAUCAAACUAUCAAUACUGAUCACCCGAGAGGAGGUAAACACACACACACACAAAGUAUUACGUCGUGAUCCACCACGCCCUGCCCAAGUUCCCCUUGACUUGAUUUUCUCUUUCGAAAAAUGUAUUUUAGCGUGUUGUACAUAUAUUGUAUUAUCGUCAACAUGUAUAAGGAACGCCGAUGGCCGCUUUUUGCUAAUCAUUUAGUAAUACUCGCAAACCAAACAAACCGUAUUUGAGGCUCCGCCCCCCCCCCCUUACCAGACGAGGAAAAGCGACAACUAAAAUUUUAAAAGAACAAAUUAAUUUAAAAAAAUUUAAAAAAUAAAAAAAAAAAAUUGCCCAAAAUAUUCAAAAAAGUUCUCUAAUUCAUUUCUCACCAGUGUCCUGAUGCUAAUUGUCUCACUUCUUUUUUUACUCUUAUUUUUUACUAUACUCAACGUACUGUACUGUAAAUACUGUAAAUAUAAAUACAAAUCUACGUAUGAUCGUGUUA